Nerophis ophidion (straightnose pipefish) is the source of this 1522-nucleotide messenger RNA. It is a transcript of the gene sh3yl1, whose product is annotated as SH3 and SYLF domain containing 1. The record is from RefSeq and is a predicted model, not a curated record. The transcript is spliced from 10 exons. Lineage: Eukaryota; Metazoa; Chordata; Actinopteri; Syngnathiformes; Syngnathidae. Gene Ontology annotation, molecular function: phosphatidylinositol binding; protein binding. The coding region runs from base 207 to 1391 and encodes 394 amino acids. Gene Ontology annotation, cellular component: ruffle membrane.
AGGAGCCUGCGAGUGGCUUGUGGUUGCGCACGCAGCCGAAAACUGUCAGGUGAGGCGGAAGUGAAGUGAUUUCAGGGAACAAAAUGACCGUGCGUCGUCCCACCUGUUGCAGGUAAACUUCCCGAGCUCGCGACACGCAAAAGCUGCUGGUCCAAACGCAAAUGGUGAAAAAUGACUUUUAACCUUAGACUAAAACGGUCCUGCCCAUGUCUGCAGUGAACAACCCCAUUCCUUCCAACCUGAAAUCAGAAGCCAAGAAAGCAGCUAAGAUCCUCAGAGAAUUCACUGAAAUCUCCAACAGGAAUGGGCCGGACAAACUAAUCCCAGCUCAUGUCAUCGCCCGGGCUGAGGGGCUGGCCAUUAUCUCCGUGGUCAAGGCCGGCUUCGUGAUCACAGCCAGAGGAGGCAGCGGCGUGGUCAUCGCCAGGCUGGCUGACAGACGUUGGUCUGCUCCUUCUGCAAUUGGCAUCGCCGGCCUGGGCGGUGGGUUCGAAAUUGGCGUGGAGGUGUCCGAUCUAGUGAUCAUCCUAAACCAGCGUCGAGCCAUUGAUGCCUUCACAAAAGGCGGGAACUUGACCCUGGGUGGGAACUGCACGGUUGCAGUUGGUCCAGUUGGCAGGAAUGUGGAGGCCGAUGUUGCCCUGCGCAACAUGUCUGCCAUCUACACCUACUGCCGCUCCAGAGGUUUGUUUGCCGGCAUCUCUCUGGAGGGCUCCUACCUGAUUGAACGCAAAGACACCAACCGCAAGUUCUAUGCCCGGAACCUGCGAGCGUCUGCCAUCUUGAACGGCGACGUGGAGCCGCCGCAGGAGUGCUACGACCUCUACCACAUCUUAGACGCCUACACGGAUGCUUAUGUGGAUGACUGGACCAGCAAAAAUGCCCCCGUAAAGUCGUCACGUCCUCCAGCCAGACCUCCAGCUCCAUCAUCCCAGCAGCGAGCAGCAACCAGCUUCCAAACACCAGCAAACCAGCGAGCAGCAACCAGCUUCCAAACACCAGCAAACCAGCGAGCAGCAACCAGCUUCCAAACACCAGCAAACCAGCGAGCAGCAACCAGCUUCCAAACACCAGCAAACCAGCGAGCAGCAAGCAGCUUCCAAACACCAGCAAACCCUGCAAAUAAAACAUCUCUCUACCCGAGUGUGUCCAUCUACAAAUCUGAAACCUCAGCAGAAAGAGGAGCCAGCGCCCCUGAGGCCGGCGCCAGUGGAAGCCUGGUGGUCACUGCAGUCCACCCGUUUACGGGGCAGAAUCCUGGGGACCUGACCUUCGCACCCGGUGACCGCAUCUCCGUAAUUACCAAAACCCAGUCCCAGUACGACUGGUGGGAGGGGCAAUUGGCGGAUGGGCAGGUGGGCAUAUUUCCUGCAAACUUUGUCACAUAUUGACCACCUCCACUUCCUGGAUGUUACCUGGUGGAGCAUCUUCAAAUAUCACACCUCAUCUUUGCAAGAAUCAAUUCAUGUUUUGAAAGUCAAAUGCCUGCUUUGAAAUACAAAUAAAAUAUGUUGUGUCUAAA